AUGAUCUCUUUCCAAGAAUUUAUUCAUAAUUAUCUAACAAAUACGAAUAAACAAGUUUCUGCGCGUGUACUACUUGUAACAGAAUCUAUUUUAACUCUAUUAUGGAGUUUGUCGGAUAAACUUGCAAUAAUUUCUAUAUUUAUUGAUGUUGGUUACAUUCAAAAAAUUAUCCAAUGGAUUCGUACAGAUUUAUUUGCGUCUCAUAUCAGUGAUAUUGGUGAACCAAUAGUUAACAUUGUCUACAAUUUGACGAGAGAUAAGACAGCUUUAAAGCAGCUUCGUACAGAAAAAGCGUUCAACAUUUUGAUGGAACUUAAGCAAUUAAUUUAUAAUGAAGACAAUAACGGUUUGACAGAAAGUUAUGGUUGGGCAUUGAUCGCAUUAGCUACAAGUGAUGAACAAUCGGAAGAAAACAAAAAACUCAUUCUUGAUACUAGCGAAAAUUUAUACCAAUUAUGUAAGAAAACUGAUCAAAAAGAUGAUUUAUCAUCUGAUGAAUAUCAUUUAUCGGAAUUACUCGAAUUAUUAGAUCGUGCUUUCACAAAUACAUACGUAAUAAAACAUAUUUUGGAGGAUAAGAUUAAUGAAAAAUCAACAGCAAUACAAUACUUUACAGAACUUUUUCUGUCUCUUUACGGAGUUCUGCUGGAUCCAGAACCAGAUGAACUAGAGGAACGUGCUGUCAAAUGUUUACUUAGAAUUCUACUACAGAUUUCUAGUUACCCAGAAUAUCUCAAACGAUUAACUGAUAAUAGUCGGUUUUGUAUAAUCAUAGAAAGUCUUGCUAAUCGUCCGAAACACGAUGAUGCAAAGCGUAUUUGGUGUAAUAUUCAGCAAACUAUGUCAACAAACGAACAAAAAAAAGACAUGUCAUCGAAAAUCUAUAUUAGCUAUGAUCAUACCGACGAAGAGUUUUGUAAAGAAUUUGUAAAAGAGUUGCGUAAGAGAACGACGAUACCAAUUUGGGUUGACUAUGAAAAGGUUGAUCUGUCUGAUGAUAUGUGGGAAUAUGUAUCUCCAAAUAUUAUAUCGGCAACAACGGUUAUUAUCUUGGCAUCAACAGCCUAUGGUGAAAAUACUGAUAAAUUUCAAGAAUUAUCUUACAUAAUUUCUACUAAUAAAUCAAGAGAUGAAAAGAAAGGCUUAAUCGUAGUCGCAGCUAAACCUAAUUUCAAUUUCAAUCGAUCUUGGAUGAAAGAUCUGUUACAUGAGAAGACUAUAGUUCCAUAUGAAAAUAAUAUUAGUCAUAUGGCUUGGAACGUAUGUGAACAAAUUGGUGUGUUGAAAAAAUCACGAAUUAAAUGUCUAAAUUGGCUAUUCAAAAAUUUACGAAGAGAAACAGCUCAAUCCGAUGAUUUCUCAAACAAAACUUUGAAAUUGCUUCCAGAAAAUGAUAAAGUCUAUUAUCAAAAGGAAUCUUCACAAGUGGACGAUAGUACCGAUAAUUUACUUCCAUCAAAAACACAUAGCUCACAUUCCAUUGUUACUUUACUAAUGACGCAAACUGGAUCCGUUAGUGAUUCAAUCUGGGUAUGA
This is a messenger RNA of Adineta steineri, 1536 nucleotides long. Lineage: Eukaryota; Metazoa; Rotifera; Eurotatoria; Adinetida; Adinetidae. The record is from the annotation of a GenBank genome assembly.